GCUAGCCCUCUGCCUUUUUCUGGUACUGGGAUUUUUGUAUUAUUCUGCGUGGAAACUACAUUUAUUCCAGUGGGAGGACUCCAAUGUAGAAACUGAGGCUUCAGAGAGGGUCAGUGAUCAAGGAUUCAGUGGUUCUUUCCUUUGACUCCGCUGGACAAACACUAGGCUCAGAAUAUGAUCGGUUGGGCUUCCUCCUGAAGUUGGACUCUAAACUGAAGGUGACAUACUGGUGACUUGGAAGCAUAAAUGGAGUACAAAGAGGAUAUGAGGGACCUUCAGAUGCAUGGGGUAUAGAAGAAAGAGCAGCCUCCAUCACAUAGGGCUGUAGAGGAAAUGGUGUUUUCAGUGAAGACCCAGGUUUCUAUGAAAUUAGAAGAUGGAAGGAACAUUCACUGAAGAAGUCGAGGCUUCACGGAAGACAGUGGAAAGUUAGAAUAUGGUGAGGUGGGAGAGAAGUAAGAGAUUGAACCAUGAAGAAGAAGCAGACAGCAGUGACUUGAGCAUGAGAAAACUGAUGAGGAUGUCACCGAGGGAGCCUGCUGAGUUAGCCACCAAGUACGCAAACUUUUCAGAGGGAACUUGCAAGCCUGGCUAUGCUUCAGCCUUGAUGACUGUCAUCUUCCCCCGGUUCUCCAAGCCAGCUCCCAUGUUCCUGGAUGACUCCUUCCGCAAGUGGGCUAGGAUCCGGGAAUUUGUGCCGCCUUUUGGAAUCAAAGGUCAAGAUAAUCUGAUCAAAGCCAUCUUGUCCGUCACCAAAGAGUACCGCCUGACCCCUGCCUUGGACAGCCUCAGCUGCCGCCGCUGCAUCAUCGUGGGCAAUGGAGGUGUCCUUGCCAACAAGUCUCUGGGGUCACGAAUUGAUGACUAUGACAUUGUGGUCAGACUGAACUCAGCACCAGUGAAGGGCUUUGAGAAGGAUGUGGGCAGCAAAACUACACUGCGCAUCACCUACCCUGAGGGUGCCAUGCAGCGGCCUGAGCAAUAUGAACGUGAUUCUCUCUUUGUCCUCGCUGGCUUCAAGUGGCAGGACUUCAAGUGGUUGAAGUACAUCGUCUACAAGGAGAGAGUGAGCGCGUCAGAUGGCUUCUGGAAAUCUGUGGCCACUCGGGUGCCCAAGGAACCCCCUGAGAUUCGCAUCCUCAACCCAUAUUUCAUCCAGGAAGCCGCCUUCACCCUCAUCGGACUGCCUUUCAACAACGGCCUCAUGGGCCGCGGGAACAUCCCGACCCUCGGCAGUGUGGCAGUGACCAUGGCACUACACGGCUGUGAUGAGGUGGCAGUUGCAGGCUUCGGCUACGACAUGAGCACACCCAAUGCACCCCUGCACUACUAUGAGACCGUGCGCAUGGCAGCCAUCAAAGAGUCCUGGACGCACAACAUUCAGCGAGAGAAAGAGUUUCUGCGGAAGCUGGUGAAAGCGCAUGUCAUAACUGACCUAACCAGUGGCAUCUGAGGUGGACCCAGCACGUGGCCACAGAAGUCCAGCCACCGCCACCUGCCCACUUCAUUGGCCUCGGUCUGGCUCUGCCUGAGAGGUGCGGGAGCCUUCAGACCCAGAGAAGGACAGUGCCAAGUGGCCCCAGGGGUGGUGAGGCCUUGGUGGGGCAGCCAGAGCUGUGUCUGCUCAGAGGCCAGCCUCAGAGACCAGCACUAGGCCUCACUCUCAGCCUGGGUCCUUGAAGCCAGAGGGCCAGGAGGCCACUGGCCAUGCCCAGCGGGCCCAGCAUGCAGGAGGCAGACAUUAGGCAGCAAGGCUGCUGCCAGAAUCAUUUCUCCAAUCAGUGUUCAGUGUAUUAUCAUUUUGUGAAUUUGGGGUGGGGGGAGGGUAGGGAUAAUUUAUUUUUCAAUAAGGUUGGAGAUGUCAAGUUUGGUCUACUGGCGGUGCAGAAGACCCACUAAAGGGCCCCUCAGGCAGUGGUACCAAUGGGCUCCCUGUAGAGUGGGAGUGCCAGGACUAGCCUGUGUCCUGCUCUGGGGCUACAGGGAGAUGGGCAGGAUUUCAGGCCAGUCCCCUCCAGCUCAUGACACUGUUUGGCCUUUCUUGGGGAGCAGAUGGGAUAGUCCCACUCAGCAACCCCCAGCUGUCCCACAGGGAAACCCUGGAGCCAUCCUUUAAGCCAACAAGACGCCCCCGGGCUUGAGUGGAGAGAACUUCAGAGCUCAGGCAGUGAGGCCUGGCCCAGCCUGAUGGGAAUGCCCCUCCCUCCCCAACUGCAGCCGACCCAUAGGACAGUGCCCCAGGCCUGGAGUGACCAACUUGGCAGCUGUUCUGGGUUUCGGCAGUGAGACUGCCAGGUCCUUGGGUUCUGCCUUUAGCCUGGACCAGAGGGAAGUGAGGCUCAAGGACCUCACCCAGGCUGUGGCAGCCAUCCUGAGCAGCCAUCAUGGAAGCAAUAAAGCUCUUCCCUGAACC
Molecule: messenger RNA, 2413 nt
Organism: Physeter macrocephalus (sperm whale)
Lineage: Eukaryota; Metazoa; Chordata; Mammalia; Artiodactyla; Physeteridae
Gene: ST3GAL3
Product: ST3 beta-galactoside alpha-2,3-sialyltransferase 3
Exons: 13
Coding region: 437-1453 (338 amino acids)
Molecular function (GO): sialyltransferase activity
Source: RefSeq, a predicted model, not a curated record